AUGUCUAUAAUAAUGCAUCUUAGAACACUAUCUAUCUAUCUAUCUAUCUAUCUAUCCUUCAGUUUGUUCAUAUCUAGCUAUUUUUUAUCUUCGAAUCCAAACAUCCAUUUGUUUUCUUACGUUUCUUUUCCUUGUUUUUUUUGUUGUUGUUUGUAUUUGUUUGUUUCCUCUUUCUCUCUUUCUUUCUUUCUCUCUCUUUUUUCUUUUGAUGGAAUACGCUUCACAUUCUUCUUUCUUUCAUACGAUAUCUUUUUAGCUUUACUACGAAUUUAUCUUCCUUCUCUUCUUUCCACCAUUCCUUCCUUUCCCAAUCCUUUCUUCCUUCCUCAAUCUCUUCCUUCCUCCUUUCCUGCCAUACAUUUCUUCUUUCUUUUCUUUCCCUUCACCUCUCCUUCUCUUCUUUCCGUCCACCUUUUUCUUCCUUCCCUCUCUUCCUCCACUUCCCCAUCCUUUCUUUCUUCACGUCAUUCGUCCUCCUCUUCCUUCCCUUAUUUUUUUCAUUUCCUCCCUUUCCCUUCUUCCUUCCCUCCCUUUCCUUACUUUCUUCCUUCCCUCUCUUCCUCCAUUUCCUCAUCCUUUCUUUCUUCACGUCAUUCGUCCUCCUCUUCCUUCCAUUAUUUUUUCAUUUCCUCCCUUUCCCUUCUUCCUUCCCUCCCUUUCCUUACUUUCUUCCUUCCCUCUCUUCCUCCAUUUCCUCAUCCUUUCUUUCUUCACGUCAUUCGUCCUCCUCUUCCUUCCCUUAUUUUCUCAUUUCCUUCCCUUCUCCCUACCUUCUCCUCUCUAUUCCUUCCCUUCUCUCUUCUUUCUUCCUCCCCUCACUUCCUCAACUGCCUUAUCCUUUCCUUCUUCCCUUCUUUUCUUUUUCUUUCCUUCUUUUGCUGCUUCCUCAUUUAA
Messenger RNA from Acanthosepion pharaonis, 894 nucleotides. Lineage: Eukaryota; Metazoa; Mollusca; Cephalopoda; Sepiida; Sepiidae. The record is from the annotation of a GenBank genome assembly.